AUGUCUGCUCCAGUACCUCCUCAAACCGUUGACGUCCUCAUCGUUGGCGCCGGUCCUGCAGGGGCCAUGGCCGCUCUCGCACUGGUGAAAUGCGGUGUCAGAAACAUCAAGAUUGUCGACAUAGCCCCAAGAAAGACUGCUGGAUAUGCGGGCGGUAUCAUGCCCCGCACUAUUGAAGUAUUCAAGAGCUACGGCCUACUUGAUAAGCUCUAUUCCGAGGGAGCUUGCCCCGUCUAUCGUAUCGCGACCUACACCUACGACAAGACCUCAGAUUGUCCCAAGCUUGUUUCAAGGUUCCCCGCGGUCGCAGAACCUACUGCUCGUUACCCUUUUAUCUUGGAGAGCAGCCAGCCGAUCAUUGAAGGCACUAUGCUCGAAGCAGUAGCCGCGGAAGGCAUAGACGUUGAACGCCUUUACUCCCCAAUUAAGCUAGACGUAUCAUCGGACGAGGCCGUGCUGGGAGAUCCCACGGCCUAUCCCAUCACAGCAUAUUUGCAGUCUCCCGAGCUGAACCGAGAGUCACAGGUAGUUCGUGCUAGAUUCAUUGUGGGCGCAGAUGGUGCGCACUCGUAUGUACGCAAGACCGUGGGCAUCGAGAUGGAAGGCGCUCAGACUGAUCAAGUUUGGGGCGCCGUCGAUUUCAUUCCCUCACCGGAGUCGGACUUUCCAGACUGGCGCAACGUCGGCACUAUCAUCGGUGGUGGCGUCAGCGUCUUUCUCAUCCCACAUCCUGGAGGCAGCGUCAGGCUGUAUGUCGAGCUCAGCGCUGAAAAGGAUGUCCUCGAUCCCGCGACUGGACGCGUUGACAUGGCUAGGUUCAGCGCCAAGCGCCUACUCGCGAUCACGAAGAAGGCGUUCCAUCCUUAUAUCAUUGAGCCCUCCUCAAUGGAGGACGUCAGCUGGUGGACAGUCUACGGUGUUGGUCAGCGCGUAGCCAGCGCAUUCUCCGUACACGAGCGUGUCUUCAUCGCAGGUGAUGCUGGACACACUCAUUCCCCCGAUGCCGGACAAGGUCUGAACACGAGUGUAAAUGAUUCGCACAACCUUGGUUGGAAGCUCGCCUACGUCCUCAAAGGGCUGGCCCCGCUGUCUCUGCUGAAGACAUACGAGUCCGAGCGUCGCACAUUCGCUCUCAAGUUGAUCGCAUUCGAUAGAUGGUACGCGGAGGGCUUUUCCAGUGCUGCGCGUGCCAAGCUUCAGGGUGAUAGCAAUGUCGAAAUGCCCAUGCCAAUCGAUGCGUUUGUGGCCCAUUCAAGCCUGACAAGUGGCUGUGGCAUACACUAUGCGCCCUCCCUUGUCGUGGAAGGGAAGUCCGUCAUAGGAUCCGAUCUGUUGGUGGUCGGCAAGCGUCUUCCUCCUCAGACGCUCUACUACAGCGCAGAUCAUGCUCCGGUCGACAUCCAAGACUUCUGUCCCUCGGAUGGGCGUUUCAAGCUCUUCGUAUUUGUGGGAAAUCUCGCCACCCGAGAGGAUAAGGCACGACUCGGCGCUCUCGCCGAUGGGAUUAAGGGUGUUUUGCAUGUCCUGCCUCAGGAUGUCGUUUCCAUUGUGACCGUGAUCAAGAAUCUGGGCGGCGCGUUCACAUAUCGCGAUGUACCGGCUUUCUUGCGCCCGCGCUGGACUAGCGUGAUAGAGGACACGCACAAUUUCGAGGACAUCGGCAGAGCCUAUGGCGCAUUCGGAAUCGGGGACGAAGGAGCGCUCAUCGUGGUCCGACCCGAUGGUUACGUGGGUACAGUCACAAGGACUGUCUUGUCGUGA
Messenger RNA from Peniophora sp. CBMAI 1063, 1761 nucleotides. The record is from the annotation of a GenBank genome assembly. Lineage: Eukaryota; Fungi; Basidiomycota; Agaricomycetes; Russulales; Peniophoraceae.